Molecule: messenger RNA, 4864 nt
Organism: Entelurus aequoreus (snake pipefish)
Lineage: Eukaryota; Metazoa; Chordata; Actinopteri; Syngnathiformes; Syngnathidae
Exons: 2
Coding region: 236-1459 (407 amino acids)
Source: RefSeq, a predicted model, not a curated record
CUCGCUUGCUCUCGCUUCUGCUUGCAUUUUUUGCUACUAUCUGCUGCUAUUUUCUUACACAAAGAGCAACAGCUCUUGGAUACUUACAAAACCAGUGGGACUAUAUUUUCUUUUAGAUAACAGAGGCAUUUUUCAAUAUUUUUACGACGUCCUCAACACUACGCGAGGAGGCCUACCAUUCAAGAUAAGCCUGAGCCCGAGCCUGUGCUACAGUGCUAAAGGUAAUCAGCAGAAGAUGCCUCCUUUCUCCACGGAAGAUUACCACAAACUGCUACAGAAGAUUUUACUGUUGGAAAUAAAAAUGAAUCGGUUGGAAGUGAAUUUAGAAGUGAAUGGACAAUGUGGCAACAACACCACUCUAGCACUCCUGUCGACUGAAAACACUGGACAGCACCAUGCUACAACCCAGCUAACUAGCAACAAUGAAGCUACGAAGAAACGGGAGGUCCCUGUAGAGGGUAAUAAAUCUACCAGCGAAAAUCCUCCCUGGAACACACUUGGUGCGAAGCCAAAGAGAAGACCACCUCCCUGCGACAAGGGAGAAUGGAUAUCUGGCAGGACCCAGCGCCCCGAUAUCUCUGAUCUGACCGGCUGGCCUGCGCUACCAUCUUCAGCCAGGCAUACUGCGUCAUCAACUCCACUGCCACGUAGGACACAGCAGCGGACAGCUGAGAAGAGGAGAACUACCAAUAAACCUCCCCAGCAAGCAAGUGUCCAACUAAAGAACAGGUUUGCCCCACUGUUGAUGGACAAUGGAUCCCCCUCUGAUUGCCUGAAUAACCCACCAUCACCACGCAGAAGGGAUAUGGUAUCUGACAUGGAAAAAAGAAUCCUGGAAAUUGUCGCUGCACACCCAAAUGUGAAAAAUAUCAUCCUGCACAUUGGUUUUAAUGACAUUGUAAAACAACAAUCAAGAGAGCUGAAAGAGCACUUCAAUAAACUCUUUGAAACAGUCAGCGCUGUGAAUGCUGACGUUUUUAUCAGUGGUCCUCUACCCCCAAUCAGGAGAGGAGCUGAGAGAUUCAGUAGACUUUACUCGCUGAAUGAGUGGCUAUCAAGUGCACUUCUUGCUCGUUCAAUGCAUUUUAUUGACAAUUUUAGCUUUUUCUGGGACCGCAGGCAUCUUUUUAAGGCAGACGGACUUUGCCUAAAUAAGAUGGGAGUAAAGCUAUUCAUGAACAACAUGUUUCACUUCCUGCAUCUUGCAUCUAUCAUCACUGCCAAGGACAAGAGACAAGAGGAGCCACCGAGGAAGGAAGACACAACACAGCCUAUCAGGAACGUCGAAGGAGGACCGCCAUUGCAAAAGGAGAACGUCGACCAUGAGAUACACCAGAGCAAAGAGGAAAGGUGUCUAUCCUCCUCUACCGCCCCUCCCUCCAUUCUGAAUGCGUGUGAAGAUCCCUCCCCCACAUCCCCAAGCCAUCCACGUCUCCAUCUUUCUCCCUCCCUCAAGUAGACCUUUCUCCCCCCUUCUCCCCCUUGGAGUUCCGGGAGCUACCCCCACUCACGCCCGCCCUACUCCGAUUUUUACCCCCCUAGAUCAUCGCUCACCUCCACCACCCCCUCCACGAAGGCGUGCUCCACAACCCCCCAGCCAUACUUCACCCUUCUCACGCCAACCCCUUACACGCCCUCAACGUCCACCUUCAGUAGUUCGUCCCAGCUCUGACGCUGCUCACUCCCCCUCCCCCUUACGGCAAACCCUGCCUCGCCCUGACAGCAGUCCUGAAUAUUUCUGAUACAGAAAAGGGUUCAGCAGUAGACCACAUUAUCAGCUGGGCCCAAGGUUGCCUACAUCAAAUCAUGGCACCUUCUACAUUCCUGUUGUGACUACCAAGAGAGUAAACAUUGGGAAACUUAGCCACCCUGCUAACCUAAACAAUCUCAUUCCUAUUCUCUCCAAAUCUAAGCCAAGAUCAAAGCCUGUCAAUAACACCAUCAGGAUGGGUCUGCUCAAUGUCAGGUCUCUGAAUAGCAAAUCAUUUUUAGUCAAUGAUUUUAUUACCACUUCUAAACCUGACUUUAUGUUUUUAACUGAAACAUGGAUGGAACAAAAUAACAGUGCAAGCAUUCUGAUCGAGACAGCACCCCCCAACUAUAACUUCAUUGAUAUAUGUAGAUCGGGGAAAAGAGGUGGAGGGGUUGCUGCUAUAUUUAAAAACAUGUUUCAGGGGAAACAGAUGUCACUUGGUGAUUUGACAUCAUUUGAAUACCUGUGUGCUGUGUUGAAAUGCUCUCCCAAAAUUUUCUUGUUAAUUAUCUACAGGCCACUUAAAUAUUCUGCAAAUUUUUUCGAUGAUUUUACUGAAUUAUUGUCUAGCAUCUCCACUGACUUUGACUGCCUGGUUAUAACUGGUGAUUUUAAUUUUCAUAUUGACGAUUUAAAUGACAAGGGCGCAAAAUAACUUUUUACUAUUUUAGACACAUUUGAACUGUCUCAACAUGUGAAAGAGGCUACUCAUUGUAAGGGACACACUCUGGACCUGAUUAUCACAAAAGGUCCCAAUGUUUCUGGUGUUGUUGUGAUUGAUCCUUCAUUGUCUGAUCAUUUCUGUGUUUUCUUUAAUAUUUCUGUAAUUCCGGACACACAAACAAAAUCAAAGAAUGUCAAAAAGCGGUACAUAAAUGAACAUGCUAAUGUCCUCUUUAAAAACGCCAUCUCCUCACUACCACCUCUAAACCCAUGUCAUGCUGAUGAUCUUGUAAGCAACUUUAAUUCCAAAAUUGUGAAUAUCAUAGAUAUCAUUGCACCUAUUACAGUUAAAACGAUUUCUGGCAAGCAAAAGGCACCCUGGAGAAAAUCUGCUGCUGUAACAGCCCAGAGAAGAGAGUGCAGGAAGGCUGAACGAAUCUGGCGGAAUACAAAACUUCAUAUUCACCAUGACAUCUAUAAAGAGAGCCUCCAGGCCUACAAUUUAGUCUUAAAAAGUGCUAGAGAAACAUUCUUCUCCAAUAUCAUAAACAGCAACACAAAUAAGGCCAAACCCCUAUUCGCAACCGUUGACAGACUGACUAAACCCCCAACACAAAUACCAGCCGAACUCCAUUCCACGCAGAAAUGCAAUGAGUUUGCAUUCUUUUAUACUGAUAAAAUUGAAGGCAUCAGACGCACCAUCAAUAUCUCAAGUAAAAAAGUUGGAUCACCAACCCAUUUAGGCAAAAGUAACACAGCAAUGAUGGCAAGCUUUAAUGCCAUAGACUCUAAAACUCUAGUGGAAACGGUGACAGCUCUAAAGUCAUCCACCUGCUGCCUUGAUGUUUUACCUACCAACUUCUUUAAGAAUGUUUUUGACUGCCUAUCAACAGACGUCUUGCAAAUAGUUAAUAAUUCUAUUCAAUCGGGCAAUUUCCCGAAGGCUUUCAAAACUGCAGUCAUUAAACCUCUUCUAAAAAAGCAGAGCCUAGAUGCCUCUGUUAUCAACAACUACAGACCAAUUUCAAAUCUACCAUUCAUAAGUAAAAUAAUUGAGAAAGUUGUCCUCCAACAACUAAAUCACUUCUUGGCUUCUACUGGCUGCCACAACAACUUCCAGUCAGGAUUUCGACCUCUUCAUAGCACAGAGACGGCCCUUCUUAAAGUUAUAAAUGACAUCUAAACACAGACUCUGGCAAAACUUCAGUAUUAAUGCUUUUGGACCUCCGUGCUGCAUUUGACACUGUCGACCACUCAAUACUUUUGGACAGGUUGGAAAACUGGGUGGGGAUCUCAGGCACAGUUUUAAGCUGGUUCAAGUCAUAUCUACAAGAUAGGAACUAUUUUGUUUCCAUUGGUGACUUUGUAUCAGAACCAACCAACGUAACGUGUGGAGUCCCCCAAGGUUCAAUCUUGGGGCCGACUUUAUUUAACAUCUAUAUGCUCCCACUAGGACAAAUCAUGCAAAAUAAUAACAUUGACCAUCAUUGCUAUGCCGAUGACACCCAAAUCUAUGUAGCGCUAUCACCAAAUGACUAUCGCCCCAUAGAUCUUCUGUGCCAGUGCAUUGAGCAAGUCAAACACUGGAUGUGCCAAAAUUUCCUACAACUAAAUGAAGAUAAAACUGAGAUAAUUGUUUUUGGUGCUAAAAAAGAAAGGUUUAAAGUCGUCCAACACAUUCAAUCACUGUCCCUGAAAACCUCAAAUAAAGCCAGAAAUCUUGGGGUUAUUUUAGAUUCUGAUUUACAUUUCGACAGUCACAUCAAAUCAGUAACAAAAUUGGCCUACUAUCACCUCAAAAAUGUAAAAAGACUUAGAGGGCUCAUGUCAGACUUUGAAAAACUUGUACAUGCCUUUAUUACCAGUAGGCUAGACUAUUGUAAUGGUCUCCUUGCAGGUCUUCCCAAAAAAACUGUCAGGCAGCUACAGCUUGUUCAGAACGCUGCUGCUAGAGUUCUAACAAAGACCAAAAAAUGUGAGCACAUUACACCAAUUCUUAAAUCCUUACAUUGGCUCCCUGUACAUCAGAGAAUUAAUUUCAAAAUCCUCCUGCUCACAUAUAAAUCACUACAUGGUCUAGGGCCCAAGUAUAUUACUGAUAUGCUCCCACUAUAUAAGCCCUCUAGAUCACUAAGAUCUUCUGAGACCAAUCUGUUAGCAGUUCCAAGAGUAAACUCAAAUCAAGGGAGAGCAUCAUUCAGUCACUAUGCAAGAAAUAGCUGGAAUAAACUUCCUGAAGAUGUCAGACUUUCCCCAACUCUGACUACUUUUAAAACUAGACUGAAGACUUUUAUGUUCACCUUAGCUUUCAGCUAAAUCUUUUAAUCUUUUAACUUUUAACGUCUGCACUGUUUUUAUUUUCUGCAUUUUAAUUUUGCUUUUAUUUUCUUUCAUUUCACUUUGUUGUCUGUGAAGCACUUUGAGUCUGCCUUGUGUAUGAAAAGCACU